Molecule: messenger RNA, 2434 nt
Organism: Cicer arietinum (chickpea)
Lineage: Eukaryota; Viridiplantae; Streptophyta; Magnoliopsida; Fabales; Fabaceae
Product: protein CYCLOPS
Biological process (GO): arbuscular mycorrhizal association
Cellular component (GO): nucleus
Molecular function (GO): sequence-specific DNA binding
Source: RefSeq, a predicted model, not a curated record
UGAAGACUAGUAACAUUUACCAUCUCAAAAAAACUCUCUCUUUCAUUGUACACAAGAGACAAAUGAAUGCUACAUGGAAUCUUUGGAUUAUUUUUUCCACUCUUAGUUAGAUGCCACUACUCCUCUAAUACUUUAUUUAUUAAUUCUUAUGACAAAAAAAUCAGAAAAGAAAAAUAUUUACUAUUUUAGUUUGUAAUAUAAGUUAUGUACCACAGUAACUGCCAAGUUAUAAGAUUGAGUUUAUUUAUUAAUCUAUCAAAGAGUUCUUUCCAGCUUCACGUGUAAAUUGUUGUAGGGAGCUGUUCCUUUAAUUGUUGCAUGUUAAUUAGUUUCUAUGCUUUUGGAAUAAAACAGUUCAUGAACUCAUAGUAGUUGACUCUUUCUUUCUUCCUAUUUUUUUUUUCUGAUAUAAUUAGAAGAAUUGGGAUGUGAGUUGAAUUUUUCAUUGAGUAUUCAUUCCCUUGGUUUUGGAGAAGAUUAUUAUGGUGGAUGAUAGAUAAUUCAGUUGAAAAUUAUUUGAUGAAACUUGAAAGAUCUGAGUAAAAAAACUGAGUUGAAAACAGGUUCAAGGAGAUUUCAAGUGUUGAAAUAAUGGAAGGGAGAGGAUUUUCUGGCUUAUACAAGAAUUCAAGUGAGGAUUUGUUUUUGAAGACAAUGAUGGAGAGUCCUAUUGGUAUGCCAGUACCUACCAUGGAGAUGUUAGGCUUCAAGACUGUUUCUCAGAGCUUUCGCACCGAUAGCGAGGAGCUUUUCAAGCGCUGGCUAACAAAUGAAGAGGGAUACAAUUCAUCAAGCAUCGGACUCAACAGUCGAUUAUCGAAGAGGAUUUCCACUGAAAUAGUUAAUGUGUCUAGUCAGCAACAUGUUGGUGUGGCUUCAGAAGGAAGAAACAAUGAUAAAUCAUGCAUUCAAAAUAACUUUUUGGCAAAUGAUGUUUCAAGUGAUUUCAAUUUUCCAAUCAGAGAACCUGUUGAUAGAGAAUUGCAAUCUAGUAACUUGUUUCUAGCCAAGGCCUGGUUUCUUACCGAUCAACGAAUGACAAGAAGUCGGUCUUCUGAAUUGCGGCUUCUUUGCAGGCGAAGGUAUACCGAAAUGCAAAACGUUCAAGCAACACAAGGAAUAGAAUCCAUGUGCAUGGCCCCACUGCAUGGUACAAACACUAUGAAACAAGAAGUUGCAAAUUUCAAUGGUUUUGAUUACCUUACUAUGUGUGAGUUUCCAAGCCAAAAGGGCUCAUUCAUGAUGUCUCCAUCACCCUCAUCUUCAUCUACCUUCAACACACAUCAAUUGGUUGAUGCAGAUAAAGUUUCAUCUUGUGUAAGUAUGCUAAAAGGUACAUUGCAGCGCAAGAGACUCGGCAUCCAAGUUGAGAAAGAAGCUUCAGGAGAUGGCUUAAAUGAAAUAUUUUGUAUUCAAGAACCUCUUUUCCAAUCUGGUUUUAAUGAAGAACAACAAAAUUGGAGUCAUCAAAAGAUAGUAAAUGUUCAAGGAGACUUUACGGAUCAAGUUAGGGAUCUUGAACUCAUGGAGACACAUGAAGGAACCACAAACUUUGUCUUGGAUGGUUUUGCAAAUCAAGCAAACCAAAUACACGGUGGAACAGCUUCUGGAGAACCUUCUCAAAGUGAAUCCUCUGCUGCUGCACCAGUAAUUUCAUCUGGUUUAGAUGCAUGUGAAGGUCCAAGCAAUUCAAAUCAAACUCUUUGUGAUAGUUCAUGGAAACAAGUGGGAGAAAGCACUCAAAAUAAAGUCAAAGGUUUCAGAGAACAGAUAAUGGAUAAUCUGAAAGAUGACAAAAAGAAGAGAAGUCUAGAAAGAUAUGGAUCUAUAACAUCAGCUGUCUCAGAUGACAAGGUAGACACCACAAAAAAGCGUAGGGUGGAGCGCUCAAGAAAAAUGGCUGAGGCAAAGGAAAGAAACUUGACACCAAUAGUUCCCUCAGAUAUGCAAGCUGUCUUGAAGCGGUGUGAAAACCUUGAGAAGGAAGUUCGAUCACUAAAGCUCAAUUUGUCCUUCAUGAAUAGGAAGGAUUCUGAACAAACAAAGCAGAUAGAGGACCUUCAGAAGCAGAAUGAAGACUUGGCAGAUGAAAAGGAGCGCCUCCUUGAAGAAAUUGAAAGAAUUUUAUCAGAAAGUGGAAAGAUUUAAUAUUUUGUUUCCCCUGUUAUAUCCUUAUCCUCCUCAGGAACAAUUCAGUGCUUAGACAAGCUAUUACAAGAAAAUAUUACCACAUUUAAUUUGUGGAUGAAACAGCUUAGUUAAAAGUAAAAACACUGAUCAAUAGUGAAUCUUUGGAGUCUAUUUGCAAAAUAUAAAUGCAUGGAAUCUGAGUUAUUUGUAUGACAUUGUAUAUCUAGCAAAAACUUACUGUUAUUUAAAAUUUGAGGAGCAUGGACGAUGGAUUAGAGCCAUAUAAAUUGAUCGUAAAUUUAAA